Molecule: messenger RNA, 375 nt
Organism: Paramecium sonneborni
Lineage: Eukaryota; Ciliophora; Oligohymenophorea; Peniculida; Parameciidae
Source: the annotation of a GenBank genome assembly
AUAAAUCAAGUGCAUUGCUACUAAUGCUUUAUUACUUUUAGGAGGAAAUAACUCCAAAGUAUAAUUUAUCAUUAAAUUUUAGCUAAGGAAGAGGCUACAAAUUAUUUAUAGAAGUGGAACUUGAUUCAGUUGCUGCAGAUGUUAAAAAUUAAGUUAAUAUAUUAAAAGAAGAAAAUUUGAAUGAUGUUAUUUAAGAAGGUAAAAAGUAAUUGAAAAGUUUAUAAGUGGAGAAGGAGCAUGUAUUACUUAUUAAUUAAUAAAAUUUAAAGAUCAGCUCCACUUUAAUAAGCAACAACUGUUAUCUAAACAGCUCCUGCACCAAAAGUUGAACCAUCUAAGUAGAUUGAAGAACCUAAAGAAGAUGCUGAUAUAUGA